CACAGACACACAGCACACAUGACUCUCCAAUGGCCGCUGCUUCACACGGGACUCUGUCGUAACUUUGACUAAUACACAUGUGUGAACGCGCUUAAUUCCGUGUUUAAUCCGCUGUCCUGGAGUGCACGGUGAACUUUACUCCGGCAUCUUCCCGGACAAUCUGCCUCGGCUGGAGGUGAUGCGGCGGUGGGCGGAGUCAACAGGUUCAGAUUUGUUCUUGCAAUGCCACAACAAAUUACAGGGAUGCAAACUCAUGAGGGGCGAAAAAGAAGCGUAACAGAACAACUGAACCGCACAAAUGGAUCUGCGGCCAUGUUCAUUCAGUUGAGCUGGGAGAACUUACCCAUUAUGGAGUAUUCCCGCCGUUUCUGCACCAUUGCCUGCCUCACAGAUUUUGUGGACUCCCAUCUCAAGGCAAUAUACCAGAUUGGUUUAACAGCUCACCGAUGGAGGGAAUUGCCUGAGAUGGAAGACCACAAAUGGAGGGAGUACGUGAGGUUAACCCAGGAAACUCUCUACGCCACGUCACAGCCACGCCUGAGUCUGCUCCACGUCAUGUCACAGCCACGCCUGAGUCUGCUCCACACCAUGUCACAGCCACGCCUGAGUCUGCUCCACGCCAUGUCACAGCCAUGCCUGAGUCUGCUCCACGCCAUGUCACAGCCACGCCUGAGUCUGCUCCACGCCAUGUCACAGCCACGCCUGAGUCUGCUCCACGCCAUGUCACAGCCACGCCUGAGUCUGCUCCACGCCAUGUCACAGCCACGCCUGAGUCUGCUCCACGCCAUGUCACAGCCACGCCUGAGUCUGCUUCACGUCAUGUCACAGCAAAUGUGAGUCUGCUCCACGCCAUGUCACAGCCAAGCCUUCCGUGACUCCUUGCUCGAAGCCUUCCACGGCCCCUGUCUCCAGGUUGAAUGAUCUGCCAUUGAUGUCGGUGCGUAGGGCCAUGAAGACCCUACCUCACAAAAAAACAAGCUAGCGCCCACGCCUGCCACAGCCAACGGCCACACCUGCCACGGCCAAUGAGCCAACGGCCACACCUGCCACGGCCAACAAGCCAACACCUACGCCUGCCACGGCCAACAAGCUGCCAGCCUCGUCCGUCCCAGAGUCUGCAUUGCCAUCCUCGUCCGUCCCAGAGUCUGCAUUGCCAUCCUCGUCCAUCCCAGAGUCUGCAUUGCCAUCCUCAUCCAUCCCAGAGCCAGCGUUGCCAGCCUCGUCCGUCCCAGAGCCAGCGUUGCCAGCCUCGUCCGUCCCAUAGCCAGCAUUGCCAACUUCAGCUGUCCGGAGGAGGUGGAGGAGAAGAAAGGCUUCUGUUCCCAAGUCUCUGCCCAUGCUCACGAACACAGAGAUCAUCUCUGAGUUUCAGCCAGUGUUUACGAGCACAGAGGUCAUUCCAGAGUCUCUGCCAGUGUUCACGACCACAGAGGUCGUUCCCGAGUCUCUCCCCGUGCCCACAACCACAGAGGUCAUUCCCGAGUCUCUGCCCAUGCUCACGACCACAGAGGUCAUUCCUGAGUCUCUGCCCAUGCUCACGACCACAGAGGUCAUCUCCGAGUCUCUGCCCAUGCUCACGACCACAGAGGUCAUCUCCAAGUCUCUGCCCAUGCUCACGACCACAGAAGUCAUCUCCAAGUCUCAGCUCGUAUUUAUGACCACAGAGGUCAUUCCCAAGUCUCUGCCAGUGUUCACGACCACAGAGGUCAUUCCCAAGUCUCUGCCAGUGUUCGUAACCACAGAGGUCGUUUCCCAGUCAUCCAGUACUCUUUGUCUCAAGCCUGCCAUGGCUCUGCCUUCCACGGCUUUGCCUCUUGAGCCUCUCACGGCUCUGCCUUCCAUGGCUCCACCCCUCGAGCCUCCCACAGCUCCGCCCCUCGAGCCUCCCACGGCUUCGCCCACCACGACUUCGCCCCUCGAGCCUCCCACUGCUCCGCCUACCAUGGCUUCACCCCUCGAGCAUCCUAUGGCUCCGCCUUCCACGGCUCCAUUCUCUAGUCUGUGGUUGCCUCCCAGGCCUCCUGACCCUAUCUUGAUCCUGUGGUCACCAUCCAGGCCUACUGACCCUGUUUCAGCCCUGUUGCCGCCAACUAGGCCUCCUGAUCCAGUCCCUACCCUGAGGUGGUCUCCUGGGUCCCCUGGCUGGCUGCGUGAUCUGCUCUGGUCUUCUGGGUCUCCUGGCCGUCCGCCUGAUCUGCUCUGGUCUCUUGGGUCUCCUUGCCAUCCCCCUGAUCUGCUCUGGUCUCCUUGGUCUCCUGGCCAUCCGCCUGAUCUGCCCUGGUCUCCUUGGUCUCCUGGCCAUCCGCCUGAUCUGCCCUGGUCUCCUUGGUCCCCUGGCCAUCUGCCUGAUCUACUCUGGUCUCCUUGGUCUCUCAGCUGUCUGCCUGAGCUGCUCUGGUCUCCUUGGUCUCCUGGCCUUCCGCCUGAUCUGCUCUGGCCUCUUUGGUCUCCGGCUCCAUCUUGGCCCUGCUUCCCUUACCAGCCUUCCUUGGGCAUCAGGAGCCGCCCAUUGGGGGCGGGGUAUGUCAUGAUUCACUGUUGUCUUGCCUUGUGUUUUGCCCCUGUCAUCUGUUUCCCCCGGACUACACUUCCCAUAAUUCCCUAACCUCAUCACUGCCAGCUGUUCCCUAUUGUUCUCAUUCACUCAUUAACCCCUGUGUGUAUAUAACACCCUGAUUUCUACCCAGUUGUUAUCAGUUGUUAUGUGUUUCUCUCCCGUUUAUUUGUACCGAGUUCCCAUCCUGGAUGUUUUGUUUGUUUAUUCCCCAGUUCAUUUGUUCUACCGUUUUCCAGAGUUUUCUGUGUUUAUUUUGUACCGCACUUUGUUUCUUUAUUAAACUUUUUA
Molecule: messenger RNA, 2845 nt
Organism: Myxocyprinus asiaticus (Chinese sucker)
Lineage: Eukaryota; Metazoa; Chordata; Actinopteri; Cypriniformes; Catostomidae
Product: retinoic acid receptor alpha-A
Exons: 3
Coding region: 1337-2605 (422 amino acids)
Biological process (GO): cellular response to corticotropin-releasing hormone stimulus; regulation of transcription by RNA polymerase II; retinoic acid receptor signaling pathway
Cellular component (GO): nucleus; transcription regulator complex
Molecular function (GO): nuclear receptor activity; zinc ion binding; nuclear glucocorticoid receptor binding
Source: RefSeq, a predicted model, not a curated record